Messenger RNA from Pecten maximus, 8803 nucleotides. RefSeq lists its product as uncharacterized. Bases 95 to 4726 code for a protein of 1543 amino acids. The record is from RefSeq and is a predicted model, not a curated record. Lineage: Eukaryota; Metazoa; Mollusca; Bivalvia; Pectinida; Pectinidae. Gene Ontology annotation, biological process: protein modification process; rRNA processing. Gene Ontology annotation, cellular component: nucleolus; small-subunit processome. The transcript is spliced from 16 exons.
AAAAUAUUUUUGACAACCAAAAAUAAGUCUUUGACAACACGCAUGGAACAUGUGGAGGGCUCGCUGACAGACUGAAAUCAAAUUGCCAUUCAAAAUGAUUUCUGCUGAUGCUGGAGAUCUUGAUGAACUUGUUGACUUGGGAGGUAACAGUGAUGAUGAGGUGCCUGAUACAAGAAAACAUGCCAAGCUGAUCGAUGCUAUCUCUUCCUUAGACGGGAAAAAAAAUCACCGGCUCAGUCAAAGAACGGUCCCCACAGCUCAAGUGUCUGAGUUUGGCUUCACAAGCAGUAACAACAAGAAUGCCAAAGUAAGACUGCAUGAACUAGUGGGAUCAUUGAAGGAUACGACAAGUCAUGGAGAACUCAAAAAACAUCUCCGCACCAUAGAUAAACGCAGCAAGGUUGUCUCUGUCCCCUUACCAAAGCAUGAACAGGGAAAGAUUGAACGGUCAGUUGCCUAUGAGAAGACGAGUGAUGAGCUAAAGAAAUGGGACCCGGUUGUCAAGGAGAACAGAACGGCAGAACAGAUUGUGUUUCCUCUGAAUCAGCCAUCUUUAAAACUGCAUACAGCAAGUAAAUUUGCAGGAAUCAAACCCAGAACCCCUUUAGAGAUGGAAGUGGCUGCAUUACUUCAGGGUAGUCCAAACAUCCCAACUAAAAAUAAGGAAUUGACGAAAGCUGAAGAGAAAGCUCUACAAGCUAUGAGUAUUGAGGAGGCCAAAGAGAGAAGAGCAGAGCUGCAAAAACACAGGGCACUUCUCUCCUACAAGGAGUCAAAAGCCCGCUGGCAGAAAAAGAUAAAAAGUAAAAAGUAUCACAAAGUUUUGAGGAAGGAGAAGUUGAAACAUGAGAAGAAGGCACUUGAUGAGCUGGAAAAAAAUGACCCAGAUGGUUACCAGGAAAAAAUUGAUGAUAUCAACAAGCAGCGUAUACAGGAAAGGAUGAACCUGAAGCACCGAGGUGGAAGCAAAUAUGCCAAGAAGCAAAUGAUAUAUGCCAAGUACGAUGACAAGGCUCGUCAGUCUGUCCAGGACAUGCUGCAAAAGAGUCGGGACCUAACCAAAAAAAUGAUCACAGAAACUGGUGAGAGUGACUCAGACGGAGGUGUUUCUAUGGACAGUGAAGACGAGAGAGCCAUGAUGGAAAGUGAAAUGAGUGGAGACAGGAAUAUGCCACAGAAAAAUCCAUGGAUGUCUGUAGGAUCUAAACAUCCUCAAACAACAGGAUUUGAGAAACCAGUAGCAAUAGUUAGUACAGAUAGUCAACAGGACCAAUCAGAGCUUCCAGUCAGUCAACAGGACCAAUCAGAGCUUCCAGUCAGUAUGGCAGAAUCAGAGUCACAAACUAAUGAAGAUGCUAAUAUAGAUGAGAUUGAAAAAAUCUUCAAAUCACCAAAUGUCAAUGUUAAAAAAGAAAACAGUCAACUUCAGUCAAAUGUCAAAGCAAAAGAAGAUAAAAAGCAGGCAAAGAAGAAAGCAAAAAAGCAAAAAAGUAAGCAAAACAAAUCUGGAACAGAAAAAGAUCAAUUGAAAAUAAUCAAGCCUUCCAAAGAUGUGACAGAAGAAUUGGAGGAAGAGGAAGAUGAUGAUUUAAUAACUGAAACCCUAACAAGGAAACAGACCUUGGAAGACAUUGAAGAUGGAUUGCUUGACAAAGAGGAAAUGGACCAAAAUAAAACAAGUAAUAAUAAAAACAGUACUAGAGAGAUUUCAAGGCAGAGUAAAGACAAGAGUACAGAGGUUCAGGUCGAUCCAAAGAAACUUUUCACAUUGGAAUCAAAGCUUUCAAAUAUUAAAACACCAGAUGUGGUUACAGGAAAUGACGAGGAAGACGAUGAUUUAGAUGCCGAUGAACAACAGAGGUUAACAAUUGCUCAAGCCUUUGAGAAUGACGAUGUUAUUGAAGAGUUCACUAAAGAAAAGAAGGGAAUUGUAGACCGGGAUAACCCCAAGAACAUAGAUUUAACGCUGCCUGGCUGGGGCGAGUGGGGAGGGACAGGUCUUCAAAUGUCAAAGCGCAAGAAAAAAAAAUUCAUUAUCAAUGCUGGUCCAGCCAUUCCUAGGAAGGACAGUCUAUUGGGAAAUGUCAUCAUCAGUGAGCUAAAAGAUGAAUCCAUGAGGAAACACCAGGUGUCAAAAUUACCAUUUCCAUAUGCAAAUGUACAGCAGUUUGAACAGAGCGUCCGAGCACCAGUUGGCAACACCUGGAAUCCAGAAACGACCUUCAAGGACCUCAUCAAACCAAAGGUCAUCACCAAGCUUGGUUCUGUCAUCGAUCCCAUUGAUAUGGCCGAAGGCCCAGAACUCCUACGACAGGUGUUCUUGGAAAGGGGCUGGAUUGAAUUUGAUGAGGAUGAUCAGGAAGAACAUGAAUGGAACCUAUGGUGGCGCACGUCACGUUUCCGUAAUUGUGAUUAUGACCAGAUCUAUCCAUGGCAACGAUUGAACCACUACCCAAAGUCAACUGGCAUCACAAAAAAAGACUGUCUUGCUCGCAAUCUCAAGCGGAUGAAAGGUGUACAUGGGGCAGGGGUAUAUAAUUUCAGUCCGAUAGCUUUUAAUCUUCCAAAUGACUAUACUAGAUUUGUUGCAGAGUAUGGAAAGUUAAAACAACAACAUUCUGAAUCCAAACAUAUACUUUGGAUUUGUAAGCCAGCUGACUUGUCCCGUGGUCGGGGGAUAUUUCUCUUUCGGGACAUCUCUGAUUUGCAGUAUGACUGCAAUGCUGUUGUCCAGCAAUACAUCUCCAACCCAUUCUUAAUAGGAGGAUACAAGUUUGAUAUCCGUGUAUAUGUGGCUGUACCGUCCUUUCAUCCUCUUAAUAUUUACAUAUUUGAAGAGGGUCUUGUAAGGUUUGGAACAGAAAAGUAUGAUCUAAAUGCCUUACAUAAUGUUUUUGCUCAUUUAACCAAUACUUCCAUAAACAAACACAGUCCUGGGUAUGCAUUGGACAAGGAACGUGUGGGUCCAGGAUGCAAAUGGACAAUCACACAGUUACGACAGUACUUUCAUCAACAUAAUGUCAAUGACAGUACACUAUGGACUCGAAUCAUAAACAUUAUCAUUCUGACUCUACUUGUUCAAGCUCCCCAAGUGCCAAAGUGUGACAACUGCUUUGAACUUUAUGGAUUUGACAUCCUGAUUGAUGAAAAUUUAAAACCUUGGUUAUUAGAAGUAAAUUUUAGCCCUGCGCUUAGCUUUGACUGCCAAGCUGAUCUCCUAGUCAAGAAACCUUUGCUUCAUGACCUGAUGAAACUGUUGAAUUAUAACGAGAAAGAUUUGGAAAGAGGUGGAGAUGCAUUCAAAAAGCAUCAUAGUCGAAGCAGAGCUUUGGAUCCAUAUGAUCGUCACUCAUCUAUGAGUCACACCAGUCAAAGAGGAGGUACUCUUAAAAAGACAACAUCCUUCCACAAAAACAUAUCGUCAUUGAAUAAACAGCAGACAGCUGUACAAGAAAGUGCAUAUUUUAUCAAUGAGGUGCCCGAGUCAAAACAUGAAGAAAACAUGUGUUUUGGUUUACCACUUGCCACUCCAGGAGAUGAUGGGCGGCCUAGUAGUGCAAGUUCUGGAAUCUCUAGUGUAGACAGUGAGAAACUUGAGGGCACAGAAGAAGGGGGCCUGAUGGAUAGACAAAGGACAAUGGGUAUGAUGUCUGAGCGAUCAGCCACUGCAUGUAGUCGAAGGUUGGUCAGUCGAGAUGGUCGGAUGAAGCCUGAAGAGUAUGAGGAGGUGAAUAAUAAUAGUGUUAAAGGAAACAUUCAAAACUUUAUGGAAAGGUCUGCUACUAUGUCAUCUGUGGUGCGAAGGGCUGACUACCAGCAGGGAUCACAAUCUCUUACAGAAAAAGGCUCUAUAAAAAGUUCCUAUACUUCAGACAGUGGAAUAUCAAGUUACUCUAAUUCUAGUCAUGAAAAUUCAGACUUGACAACAAGGCCAGACUGUCGGAGGAAUAGCAAGCUGUUGCCUCAGAGAUCGCAGACCAACAACUUACUAUGUCAGCAGGCAGACCAGAACCAGAUCGCACACAGAGGAGAUGCGAGUCCAUUGUUUGGUCACAGAAAUAGUACUCACAACAUCAAAUCUCUUCAGCCUAAUGAAACGUCAAAUACACUGAAGAAGAUUGCAGCAUCUGGGAUGACAAACUCUCAACAACACUAUCGUAGUAAUGGAAUUAGUAGUGGUGCUGGGAACAUGAAAAUCCGUAGGAACUCCAUGUAUCAAACACGUUCAGCUGUCCGGUACCCCACACCCCGGUCAAGUCGUGAGUCUACUUCCAGUAGAUACAGCAAUUAUCAAGGUAACAAUAAUGCUGUAUCAGGUUCAAGGACACAACUUUAUGUGUCAACAUCACCUGUACCUCGGAGGUUAACUCGGAAUGCAGAACGACAAAUUGCUCCUCCUGUACGAAAGAGCCAAAAUUCCCGACUUGCCUUGAGUAGCAGGCAUCGUGUGAACUCCAAUGGACCCAAAUCAAAAGGUCCAUGUUCCAAAGUAGGGGACAUGUUUUUGGUGUUUCCUUUCAGCGAUGUCACACUACGGACAGCUAACAGCACCUUAGAUCCACAUGUUGUGAUUAAAGAGACACAGAGACUACUUCGAGAAUCAAUUCAUUCGGUGGAUAAGGGUUCUCAAGGACAAAAGGUGGGUGGACAUUUGCCCUAUGGACAGCCAUUGGAUGCUGACAGACUGUGGGGACCCAUUAAACAGCUACCAGAAGAGGCUGCUUGAGUUAAGAUACCACGUGUGUUGAAUCAUGGUUACGUGCAGAUGAAGAAAUACCUUGACUGAUUUGCAUUUGAUGCUGAAAUGGAGUGAUCAGUAUUACCACAUCAUGCCAAAAACGUGGAACCCUGAACAACCAGGAUACUGAAUUGAAUAUGCUAUGCAAUGUUGUUGUGUUUGUACUGUUAGUUAUCCUGUAAUGUAGAUUGUACUGAGUGGGCAAUAUACUCCAAUGAUGGGGCCCCUCGAGCUCUUAUUUCACUGUCACCUGGCAUACCAAACUAGUAAUGCAAUAAUUGUUUACAAUGCAUCGUUGCGGCCAAGUUGUUCUAGAGUUGAUGGCGUGUUGUUAAAACGUGUAAGAAAAAAACUGGUUAGCUGUUAUAUUAAGUUUUCAUCAACUAAAUUCUGUGAACAAAGCUAGUGACAAUUUUGUCUUAAUGGUAUUCAGGGCGUUAGUAGGAUGGUUUAAGAACAUUAAACUAAUCCUGUUUAUAGAAGUGAUCUUAUGAAAUGAAUUAUAUCUACUCCCGCUGGAUAUAUGUACUCGAGGGAUCUUGAGCACAUACAUUUUAAGAAUACCAUUCACUAGAAUCACAUGCAUCGAGUUAAAUUACCAAUUUUAUAUGUAUGUGCCACGAAGGACAUGUAAACCCAUUACUCAGUGUCACAGCAUGGUUUGUUCACCUUCCUGUACCUAUGUUUGAAGACAACAAGUGUCUUUCUACUAUGGUGUAAACCUCCAUCAUACAUGAUUUCUAAUGAUUGUGAAUAUGUAAUUCUAUAUAGUAAUGAUAAGUUAUUUUUAAGAGAAAAAUAUUGAAAAAUGUUUUGAAAAUUCGUUGUUACAAUUACAUGUAUUACAAUUUAGGGGAAUAUAAUUAAAUCAACACGUCUUUAUUCCGAUGUAGAAUAUAGAUAUAACCCCCAAAAUAACAAACAUAUUUGUGAUAUUGACGCGUGAUAUGAUAUAGUGUAUAUAUAUAAAAAUGCGUUUGCGAUAUAUAUACUAUUCAUUUUUUUCCGCCAAAACAUUGCCCCAGUGAUAAAAUACAGAGUUAUGUGCAGUAAAUCGCCGUUAUUACAAAUUAUAUGGUGAUACACUCUUGUUUUUGCAGGUACAGAUCAAUGACUAUAAAACUCGAUUUUUCUCCGCAAGGAAUUAUUAGUUGUUUAGAGAGGAUUUUCAUCACACGAGAAGAAAAAGACAUUUGUUUGGAGUUCAGACAUUUGUAAGAUGCAUGUAUCACCUCUUUUCAAUGAGUAUUUCAGACAUUUGUAAGAUACAGGUAUCACCUCUGUUCAAAGAGUAUUUCCAGUGUUAGCAGUUGGAGGGAAAUAGUGCAUGUCUGGGUGUUAAAGAUUAAAGAGUAAGUUAUUGUAUGGUUAUUAUUUUUAUAUAUAGUGUAGAUUGCGUAUAUUUCCAUGUUAUCUUCAUUUUGCACUGACUGUACUCAACUUAUUUAACUUGUGUGAAAACACAUCAUACGAAGUGGAAGUAAUUUGCAGUACAAUUUUUUUUUUGCAUUUGUUAUCAUUUGAAAACUCUUUGACAAGAUGAGGGAUUUUGCAUUGUAGUUUAUAUAGUAUUGGGAAAGAAUUCGUUCCUAGAAAAUCAACUCUGUAUAUAUCUAUUAAACAACCUCUUCUCUAUAUUAAACUCUCGCUGAAGUCUAGUCUUCUAGUACGCUGGCUGUAGUUAGGAUUUUGUUUCUUACACUGUCAACGACCAGAUAAACCAUGUUCCAUAUUGACGGGUGGUCUGCUAAUUGUUACACAAAUGCUAAAGAUGGGAUGACUUGUAUUUUUGCUUCAACGACUAUGAGUAUGACCCGUCCAAAGAAUACAGGAUGAGUCAUACUCGAGAGAAGCCAAUUUUUCAUCGGGCGAUUAUUUUUUGUGACGUAGGUCCGCGCCUUUCCCAUGUGGUGGUAAGCAUUGCUUAGCAAUUUGAAGUUUAUCUGAUCAGAUUAAGUUAUAUAUUUAUUUUUGCCAUUUUUUGUUAUCACCUUUGACUCAAAUUGUCUGCCCCUUGUUAUAGUCUGUCGAGGGUGUAUGGGUAUAUAUCCGCAACAGUAUUAUAUCUCAUAUUUGUGUACAUUAUUUGAAACAUCUUCAUCAUUUUCAAAUGUUUUAUUUACAUAUAUAGUAAAUUAUAAUCCUGGGCGCUAAACACGAUUUGUAUUCUUUUAUUAAUUUAUUUAUUUGUAAAAGAACUUCCAAUGCUCAUCAUUUACAUCGGACGACAAACGUCGAUUGUGAUCCAUUUGAAAUGUCCGUUAAAAUUUGAGUUUUAUGCUUCAAUGUGACCGGUUUUCGACCAAGCUUUCCAUAUCAAUGAUCUUUUUUGUGUGUUACAACUUUUAUCUAAAAGCUCUAUGAAUUUGAAAUUUUUUAUCGUGGCUACCACCCAGGGAACUUACAACUCUUUGUUGCUGUUUUUAGUUGAAGGUUUCUGACGGGUAAGCGUAAUUGUUUUAUUCUUUGCGAUUUUUCGUUAUUUCGUAUUAUAAUGUUUUCGGUGUUAAUUUAUAUUUCCUGUUUUCGAGGAUAUUCUUCGUGUUUGACAAUAUCUAAUACUUUCGAAAAACCGUUUUCAAUCAAUCUCUUUUUUUCAAAUGACCUCCUUAACUUUUCCUCUAUAGGCUAUUUAAAACACAAAAUUGAAGUUUUGACUGAUAAGUAACUUGUUUUGUUUCUGACAAAAAAUGAAUACAAAAAGUGACGUACUUUUCGUUCUUUUUGAGUGUUUUAAAUGAAGUGAGAGUUAUAUUUAUGUCAUUUUUAUUCCUUUACGAUUAGUUUUAGCUAUUCUUCAUUGUGUUAUGGCAUAUAGCAAUUUUUCUUCCGUUUGUUUGUUUUUGUUUUGUUUUUCUUAUCUUGCGUUGAAUUAUUCUGUUUUUAAUCAUCAAUGGUGCUCUGGUGCUCUAGGAUACAUUAUUUACUACUAUAAUUUAUAAUGUGUUUCAGUUAUCAUACCUAUGUAGUCGCUAUUCUUUCUUGAAUUCCAAUAAUGACUAUAUUGUUAAUGGCGUCUUUUAGUUAUUAUAUUAUUAUAUAGAUAUAUAUAUUAUGAUGUAUAUACAUGUAUGAUACAUAUAUAAAUUGUUUAUAUAGUUUUAAGUUCUAACAUUUAUUUUUAAUUUGUGUGUGAAUUUUGUGUUUGCAAGAGUCCCAUCUUUGUAAACCUUAUUUCGAAAUAUUGCGUUUUGGGUGAAGCAAAAACAUAUUUAGUGAUUGUUCAGUUCGAUAUUGCAUUUCAGACAGAUGUGAUAUUUAGAUUUAAGUUAACAAAUAUAAACAAUAAUGUUUAUAACUUAAACCUUAAUAUCGCACAUUAACUCUACAUUUAUGAAGUUUGACACGUUAACUUAUAAAUAUCGACACGUAAACUUUACAUUUAUAAAGCGAGGUCAAAACCAUAUCAGAAUAUCUGAGCAGUAGACGGAGGGAGGCAGAUAUUUCCUGGCCUGUUCAUCUAAUCUAAGCGAGAAUUGUUGAUAUUGGGAUAUUGUGAAUCAUGCAGUUGUUUGAAAACUUUACCUCUAACCAAUCCCACACUUACUAAUUGGAUUUACGAAAUUGUUCCUCAUAGGUGAAUUAUGGAAAUGGUAUCUCUAAAAUUAAACACUUGCUUAGCUUGCGAAGGGAUUCAUGGAUAUUUUUUCCGUAUGUAUGUCGAAAAGAAUUUGAAUUGAAAAUUUUAAAAGAUUUAGCAUCUUUCACUAUUACAGAAAUAUGGAACAUAUUUCCGAUAACAAGUUGUGAUAUUUAACCAGCUACACGAUUUAUUUUGUCGUUUGAUUAUGUAUUUUUUAUGCUAUAAUAGAUGUUGUGCACUUCAUUAGAUGUAACAGAUUACCUUGCUCUUAUAAUACAAAUUACAAGCUAUCAAGAUGGAUACUUCCGAAUCAAAAUGCACCUAGGUUAGUAAAGCAAGAAAAACAGCUAAAUAUACUGGAUUAGGGAAUACAAUGUAUAUAUAUGGGUCUUGUUUAUUUUCACCGGCAAACCGUUUUGAUGUCAAUCAUAUACGCGUUAGAUUAAAAUAACAGAAAGCUAACAAAUAAAGGACAAAUAAAA